This is a messenger RNA of Chlorocebus sabaeus (green monkey), 2094 nucleotides long. The record is from RefSeq and is a predicted model, not a curated record. NCBI's taxonomy places the organism in Eukaryota, Metazoa, Chordata, Mammalia, Primates, Cercopithecidae.
AUGGAGGUGGCCCUCUCCCCGGAAGCCCGACCCGUUGUUUCCUCGACCGGCUGGUGGGAAGGCAGCUCCCUGGCCGACCGAACGCGAAACCGGCUGCGCGCCACCCUCCUGCUCCCACGCUCCCGGGCCCUCCGCUCCGGCCUCAGCAGCCGCCAGCGCCAAGUCUCCCGGCAGGGCCGCGGCGAGGCCACCGAGGGAGGACUGAGGCGCGCGGUUUCUCCUCCUCCCGCCCGCCCCCAAGGCCGAGACCGUUGCCAGGGAGACGGGACUUGCAGUCCAAAGAGGGGCUCGGCCCCUUCCGCGCCCCACGCAUCUUCGCCGCCCGGCCCUCGCAGUCCCUCGGUCAGCGAAGGGACGGAGGGGCGAAGGGGCAGAGGGGCGGCGAGGGGCCCCCUAACCCACCUGCGGGCCAGGGCAGCGACACCAGGGGGACAAAGACACCCGGAACCACCACAGCCGCUGCUGCCGCCGCCACCGGAAGCGCCUCUCCGGAAGCGCGACCACUGGUCGGAAGCUGCCACUCUCCCGGAUAUGGUCCCUCCCUCGUCUCCGCCGACCUCUCCCUUCCCCCACGCCGGCCUGCCAUCCCGCGGCAACUGGGGAGCGGAAGUGCGCCUUCCCGGAUCGGAUGCGCGUCAGGAAGUCGCGCCUCGAUAGUGUCCUCGCUAAAGAAUCCCAUCAGAAAAGAAGGCUUCGGAUCAUUGGUUCCGGAAUCUAAGGCAGCGGGAGCUGGACUACCCCAAACACAAGGAACCCCCGACUGCUUACCACGCCCGCCUCCCUCUGGCAGUCGAGACUGCAACAGAUGAGGAAACCAGCCCCUCCUGACUGGAGGAGGAGGAUGCCUAUCAGUGGCCAUUUCUAAGAGACAUUCCUGUGUCUGACUCAAGCCAGUGACCCCCAUGCCUAUAGCCAGUCAGGAAUCAGUGCCCUAAUUCUCAAAUAUGAAAUCUAAGGGGCCUCAAUGAAGUGGCCUGCUCAAAAUCUUGCCAGAGAUCUGCCAGUUUAGUCCUCAUUAGCAAUCCCAUGCCCCCCUUAUCCCUCCAGCCUUGCUUUCCCCGUUCCUAUUCACUUAACGUUUACAAAGCACUUUGAGGCAGUUUAAUCUCACUUUAUCCUCAUAACAAGUCUGUGAGGUAGGUAGGGCAGGCAUCAUUAUUCCCAGCUGGAAACUGUGGCUCAGAAAGGUUGAUUUAGGGUCUAAAAACUAGUACAGGCAUCUGGUUUGAGUUAGGGCCUGUAAACGCUAGCACGGGGGAGAGAAGCUGAGCACUGGCUUUGAAAGUUAUUCUUCUGUUCCCAGGUUGUCCCUGAUCUUCCUCAUUUCUGGUGCAGUCUUCAGGAGUCUGGGGCAAGACUCCAUGCAGAGGCAGUCAAAGCCACACCGUUCUCUGUCCCAGGGCUGCCAGCACGGCUCUGAGGCAGAAAGCUCAGUAACUGCCCACUGGGGAAUAAAGGUCAGUUCCAUCCUUCUGCAGUGACCUCCCCCAGAAUAUCAGCCCUUUGGAUGCAUUAUUUCAGAAGAGAUGGUUGGAUCCAGCCAGCUUGCAACACUGACAGUCACACAGAGAUAUGCAUACCAUUGUGCAUAAAUACACAUCUGCAACAUGCUGGGCCCAGACAGGUCACCGUGUCAAAAACACUCCAUGGACACCUGAUAAUGAGUGAGUUCACAUUGUGGAAGCCCAGGGAUUUCUGGUGAGGAGGAACAGCCCUGGAGCUGCCGCAUCUUGGGGGCCUCUCAAGAAACCAGGGCUCCUGACCAGACUGCUUAGAGGAGAAAGAUUCACCCUCCACUCAAGAGAGGAGGGCAGGCGUCAGCAGCUUUUCCUGGCAAUGUGGAGAAGCAGCAACAGGGCAAACGGCGAGGAAGACUUCACAGCAAGUCCCCUCCACCCAGGGUCACCAGGUGCACCGAGAGGUCUCAGCCUACAGAAAGGUUUUGUGCUCGUUGUUUCUUAACCACUAAUGACGGCAUAAAGGUUUUCCGGUGGGGGCGGCACUGAGGCCUUUCAGGGAGGUCCCUGGACUCGAUCCUGUGGAAUAAAAAGAAGACAUUAGGCUAGGAAGAGAAAAUAAAACUAACAAUGGUCC